UCUGUAAUGAGUUUUAUUUUGAAAGAAACAAAAAUACGUCCAAAUAUCAACUGUAGCUUGACAUCUUAGCUCGGUGGCAGCAGGGAGGGAGCGGCUCUGGUAGAGAGACAACCACACAGAGUGGAGGAAAGGGAGAGAGCGAGAGCAGCGGAGUGUACGGGUGGAUGACGACAGACAGUCAGAAUGCGUGAAUACAAACUGGUUGUUUUAGGAUCGGGAGGCGUUGGAAAGUCAGCGCUGACUGUGCAGUUUGUUCAAGGAAUCUUUGUGGAGAAAUAUGACCCAACGAUAGAGGACUCAUACAGGAAGCAAGUGGAGGUCGAUGGACAGCAGUGUAUGUUGGAGAUCCUAGAUACAGCAGGAACAGAACAAUUCACAGCGAUGAGAGACUUGUACAUGAAGAACGGUCAGGGAUUCGCUCUGGUUUAUUCCAUCACAGCUCAGUCUACCUUCAAUGAUCUUCAGGACCUCAGAGAGCAGAUCCUGAGAGUGAAGGACACUGAAGACGUUCCUAUGAUCCUGGUUGGAAACAAGUGUGACCUGGAGGUGGAGCGUGUGGUGGCCAAAGAGUCAGGCAUUGGUCUCGCUCGUCAGUGGAACUCCUGCGCCUUUUUGGAGACUUCAGCCAAGAGCAAGAUUAACGUCAACGAGAUCUUCUACGACCUUGUGCGGCAGAUUAACAGGAAGAGUCCAGUUCCGGGCAAAACUCGCAAAAAGUCCACCUGUCAGCUUCUCUAAUGACAGACCACCAACCAACAGACCAACCAAUCACAGGACAUCUUCCAGCUGGUCACUCCCCUUUAACACCUGACCACACCUUCUGUCCCUUCUAUCACCCUCUCUAACAGAGACUUUUGCCUUGGCUUCAUUAAAAGAAAAACAUCAAACCAUCAGCGGAGUUGACGUCCAUAAUGAGGAUGCGGAAUGCAGGAAAUCUGGGACGGGAGAACAGGGGUUUUGUCCAAACAAUGUAAACUACAGUUUCCAUCUUGCGCUCUGCUAGGCUGUUUUUUGCGCUAGGGGAGUGGCUUCUUGCCUAUUUGAUUUUUGUUCUUUUUAAAAUGUUUCUUUCCUAGUGUUUCUUUUUCUUUCUGUAUUUCCUGCAGCACUGAGUCUUUAACGCCAUCACCAUCACCAUCGGCCAUGUCGGUGCCGGAGUUGCCAUGAUAAUGAUGACGUAGCACCGAAAAUGGCUGAUUUCAAUGUAUGUGCGUGUUUGGCUCUGGUUUAACCUGUGGAUUUAUACCGUGAUUAUCAUUAUUAUUAUUAUUAUUAUUAUAUUGGUUAUAUUUCUGACCAUGUUUAAAAAAAAAAGUAUAAAAUUUCAUGGUAUUGUUUUGUGGGACGAGGUAUGAAAUGCAGCAGGUUAGGUGUCAGCUCAUGGUGUUGUUAGCUCUGCGCUAACCUAUAUUAGCCAAGGCAGAUAUUUUGGCAGGGUUUUCAAACCCUACGGAUUUACCACUAAUUCAACUGUAGUUUUGGGCUAGCACGUUCUUCAUUAAUUUAACAAGCCUGUAAGUCUAAGCACUUUCUUUAAACUUUGAGACAUUUGUAGCAUGAUAACAUGGCAACACGAUGAUAGCUGCUAGCUACUCGCUCUGACAGCGUCCGUAGUUGCCAGCUUUCAUCUCUUUUGUUAGCUUUGGGCGAGUUUUUGCUGGAGCUGAAUAUAUUGAUUUAGCUGCGCUAGUAGUGAUGAAAUGCCUACAAGUGUUUGUAGAGAUUUUGCUCAUCUGUUCUGAAACAGUAAUAGUAGCAAACCAUGUGCUAAUUUGUUCUGUGAGGAAUAUGCUAAUGGUUUGUCAUUAUUUUCAAAGAAAUAGAAUACAGUUGCUAAGGCUAACUGGUUAGCAUUAACGGCAGCGGCACAGAGCUGACAUCAAAUCUGUUGCUCAGGGCGGACAUGUUGCCUUUAGACAGCAGACUCACACUGGUCCAGUACUUUAGCUUUGUGUGUAUGUGUGUGUAUGUGUGAGAGUGUUUGUUUAAGUAGCAAAAGUGAACCAGGCCAGUUGGGCCUAAAGUGAGGACGUGGCGGUUUGUUAUUGUUACUAAUUACUGAACAGGACAAAAGUGUUGGUUCUGUUUCAUUAUCCACAUAUGUAUCUAAUGAUUAAUAUUAAUAAUAACCCCCCAAAAAAAGGUUGUUCGUGGAAAAAGUUAUUCUGACGGUCAAACUAUUUUCAUUGACCAGAUGAAUUCAUAGAAUUUUUUUAGUAUGAUGGUCAAAUAUUAGUGGAAAAAAAUUGAUGGAGCUGGUCAGAUGCUCAGAUCAGUAUUUAAAUUUUUAAUUGUGCACAAAAAAUGUUUGUAAACAUCCAAAAAAUACUGUUUUUGCUUGGCUAAUGAGGAAGAGUUUGCAUCACUUUAGCCAAAUGAUUCAGUGUUUUUUAUUUCUUUACACUGAACCAGCUCCUCGUGCUAAUUUGUGGUGUCUCUCCUUUAAAUAAGUCAUUUGGAAAGAAACAACGCUGUUUCAGUUUAAAAACACAUUGUGUUAGCAUUAAGAGCAGCGUACAUGAAGAUGAUUUUAGUGUAAAUAAUCCAAGUAUAAUCUCAGUGUUCCACAGAAUCACAGCCAAAUUUGAGAGGUUGGGCUUAUAGAUGUAACCACACCCCCUAUUGGCCAAUACGCAUGGUCAGACAAAUCAGUUGAAUAGUCCGUGUUCUGUUUGAAAUGCAAGUAAUUAGCUUGCAGGUUCAGUGUGUUUUGGCCGGUGACCUCUGUGAGUUCUGCUUCUGCACAGUGUUUCAGUGGUUUUAUAACUGGUACCAUGGUACCGACAUCAGUACUUCAUUGGCUCCUCCUCCGGUAUGUUCACUCAUGUAGCAUGUUCAUAUUUUUCUCAGAACUCGCUCUGACCUCCAGGAGGUGCUGUGACUGUUUGCAUGCCCCUGCAGAAGCUUUUGACUAAGAGACAAAAGUCAGUCUUUGGCAAUUGUGACUUGUUUUCAGUCCAGUGCUGACUAUUGUUUUGAUAAUGUGCUGUGAACAGUUGAAGCAAAUAGGACAACUGAAGUUUUGAAAACAGCCAAAAUAAUUUCUAACAGCAAAGUUUUCAGAAAGUCUUGGCAUAAAAGUUCUUCCUAUUAUAUGCAGCAUAAAAAUGGGUCACGUGGUUUCAUUUGACUUAAAUGAAAUAUGCCUUUUUUUGUGCUGCAUUAUUGUUAAAGCCUCAAUGUUCUCACUACUGCCCCCUGUGGCAGAAUGGUAGAAGACACCCACAGCAUCUCUAGCCAAAAGAAAAUCAAGGGAAAAUGCCAUGUUUUUACAUCAGUAUAUUUAUUUUCACAGACUUGACAAGACUUGACAGAGAAAUAUUUCUAUUUGCAAAAAAAAAAAAAAAAAAAGCAGUUCUAUGUAAAAGGCCACAAGAGGCAGCAAUGACCCAACAUCACGCUCGGAUACUAACACAAUCGAGCCAGGCAAUGGUGCAAUUUUUUUUUUCCAAAAUAAAUUUCAAACGGGACACAAUCACAUUUAUUUUUUGUCAAUUUGUUUGAAAAGAGAAUUUUUAAUUUAAUCUUUUUGACUACGAUAUUACCUACAUUCUGGUCCUAUGUCAAACAGGGCAUGUUAAUUUUUAUUUAUUUUAUCUUUAGGUCAUGAUUGGCUGAGUUGUGGCAAACAUUAAUUAUAUAUAUAUAUAUAUAUAUAUAUAUAUAUAUAUUGCUUUCAUCCAGCCAAUCAGAUAUCUUAAAAAUAGUUGCACCUGCAGUCAGAUGCUGGUAACCUUGUGGUCAAGAAGAAAAUGUAUGAUGAUGACAUCACUGAGAUAUGGACCUGCUUGUGUUUCUGUGUAUGGCAUGAUUUGUGAUGUGUUUGAGGUUCAGAUUCAAAUCUCCACUUUGUAACAAAUGCGUGUGUCAGAAUUUGUUUGGUUUUUUUUUUUCAAAUGGUAAAAAUCUGAGUAAAAAUUAAAAAAAAAAAAGCAGCAGUAGUGCAAGCUCUGAGGUCAGGCACGGGGUGUGGAGGAGGAGAACAAGGAGGAGGAAGUGGAUGAGGGAGGGGAGGAAUGGAGGGAGAGGGUGAAGCCAAAUGUUAAGUAAAUAACUAAAAAGCCUUAAAUGAAUAAAAGUGGUGCAAUUUUGUAACAGC
This is a messenger RNA of Cynoglossus semilaevis (tongue sole), 4099 nucleotides long. Its product is annotated as ras-related protein Rap-1b. NCBI's taxonomy places the organism in Eukaryota, Metazoa, Chordata, Actinopteri, Pleuronectiformes, Cynoglossidae. The record is from RefSeq and is a predicted model, not a curated record. The coding region runs from base 184 to 738 and encodes 184 amino acids. The transcript has 8 exons. Gene Ontology annotation, cellular component: membrane. Gene Ontology annotation, molecular function: GTPase activity; GTP binding. Gene Ontology annotation, biological process: Rap protein signal transduction.